Nematostella vectensis (starlet sea anemone) is the source of this 1056-nucleotide messenger RNA. Its product is annotated as glutathione S-transferase. NCBI's taxonomy places the organism in Eukaryota, Metazoa, Cnidaria, Anthozoa, Actiniaria, Edwardsiidae. Gene Ontology annotation, biological process: glutathione metabolic process. The coding region runs from base 109 to 816 and encodes 235 amino acids. The transcript has a single exon. The record is from RefSeq and is a predicted model, not a curated record. Gene Ontology annotation, molecular function: glutathione transferase activity.
AACACAUGUAUAUCAAUGAAGUCACGCAUGCAAGCUUAUUAGUUUGUACGACUAAGAUACUAAAUAAUCCACUUUACGCUAUCUUUUCUUGCUCCGAAUAUCUUACAAAUGGCGGCUAACCCAGAGUUUCGACUGUUUUACUGGCCAAGAAUGUCUGGAAGAGGUGAAUUUGUGAGACUUUUAUUCCACGAAACGCAAACAGUCUAUGAAGAUGUGUUCGCCGAUAAGACCUUUGAAGAGGCGGCUAAAAUGGGGUACGGAAGGGGCAAGAAGCAUUUCGCUUUUCCUGCGAUUGAGCACGGGGAUAUCUCCAUUAGUCAAACCCCUGUAAUCUGCCGCUAUUUGGGGAAAAAGCUAGACGGGGGAAGACUUUACCCUAAGACCGAAGAAGACCGCUUGCAAGCUGAAGUUUUGAUGGCCGGCGUUGUUGAUGUUGUGGAAGAUGGUUGCAGAGCAUGGCAUGCCAUCGAUUACAAUGCCUCCUAUGACGCACAGAAAGAAGAAACACAGCCUUUCAUUGAAUAUUACAAGAGCAAACGACUUCCAAAGUGGCUGGCUUUCUUCGAGAAUGCCUUGAAAGAAAACUAUGAAAAGAAUGGCGAACUAGUAUUUGUGGGUAAACAAAUAUGUUGGGUUGAUUUUUGCAUCUUUCAUUUCAUCGAUGGAAACAUGUUCGAAUGCCCAGAGGUUUUCGAGAAAGAGAAUACAGAGCACUUAGAAAAGUUUCACAAGGCCAUCAGAGAACGGCCAAACAUCAAGAAAUGGUAUUUUUCUGAAAAGCGCCCAAAGUUCACCCACACAGGCCCGAUCUUUUAGCUAACUACAGGAAUGGAAUGGACUCCUUGGUAGGAGUAAAAAAAUUACCUGCAAUUUAGGCGGAAGACUUCGCAGUCAUUUUCUAGUUGUAAACAUUUACAGAAAGGUAAACCACAACAAGAUUGAACAAGUAGAUCGAUUUGUAGUUAACGAUUAAAGCAGGCGAUUUAAGCUUUUUUACGAUUUUAUAAAUCUAAGCAUAUUUAAUUACGAUCUAAGCAAAUAAAGAUUUAUACUCCA